UCCUUGCAGUCCUCCUGUCGAGCCAGCAGGAACACAGUGAGCGGUUACUUCCUCGCGGGCCGGGACAUGACAUGGUGGCCGAUCGGAGCCUCCCUCUUUGCCAGCAGCGAGGGUUCCGGCCUCUUCAUUGGACUGGCCGGCUCAGGCGCAGCUGGAGGCCUGGCUGUGGCAGGUUUUGAGUGGAAUGCCACCUACGUGCUGCUGGCCCUAGCGUGGGUUUUUGUGCCUAUCUACAUCUCCUCAGAGAUCGUCACCAUGCCUGAAUACAUCCAGAAGCGCUACGGAGGCCAGAGGAUGCGCAUGUACCUGUCUGUCCUGUCCCUGCUGCUGUCUGUCUUCACCAAGAUAUCGAUCGACCUGUACGCGGGGGCUCUGUUCGUGCACAUCUGCCUGGGCUGGAACUUCUACCUGUCCACCAUCCUCAUGCUCGCCAUCACCGCCCUGUACACCAUCGCAGGCGGCCUGGCUGCUGUGAUCUACACCGAUGCCCUGCAAACGCUCAUCAUGGUGGUGGGGGCUGUCAUUCUGACGGUCAAAGCUUUCGACCAGAUCGGCGGGUAUGAGCAGCUGGCAGCGGCCUACGCCCAGGCCAUACCAUCCAAGACGGUUGCCAACACGACCUGCCACCUGCCGCGUGCGGAUGCCAUGCACAUGUUCCGGGACCCCCACACGGCGGACCUCCCGUGGACCGGGAUGACCUUCGGGCUGACCAUCAUGGCCACCUGGUACUGGUGCACGGGCCAGGUCAUCGUGCAGCGGUCGCUGUCUGCCCGGGACUUGAACCACGCCAAGGCAGGCUCCAUCCUGGCCAGCUACCUCAAGAUGCUGCCCAUGGGCCUGAUCAUCAUGCCAGGCAUGAUCAGCCGUGCACUGUUCCCAGAUGAUGUGGGCUGUGUGAUACCGUCCGAGUGCCUGCGGGCCUGCGGGGCCGAGAUUGGCUGCUCCAACAUCGCCUACCCCAAGCUGGUCAUGGAACUGAUGCCCAUUGGAUGCUCUGCUCAUCGGAGAAGAGAGGAAAGUGCAGGCAGACCGGGGGAGCUCUUGUUGAAGAGCUUGUGGAAUGAACAGGUGAAGCGUGGCUGCGUGGAGGGGCCUCGCGUGGAUGGGAACUGGUGCAGGCUGGUCAUCGUGGUGCUGAUCGGCGUGAGCGUGGCCUGGAUCCCGGUCCUGCAGGGUGCCAACAGCGGGCAGCUCUUCAUCUACAUGCAGUCGGUGACCAGCUCCCUGGCCCCCCCGGUGACCGCUGUCUUCAUCCUGGGCGUCUUCUGGCAGCGAGCCAACGAGCAGGGGGCCUUCUGGGGCCUGAUGGUCGGGCUGGCGGUGGGCGCCACAAGGCUGGUCCUGGAGUUCCUGUACCCUGCCCUGCCCUGCGGCGCCGUGGACACUCGGCCUGCUGUCCUGGGCAGCAUCCACUACCUGCACUUUGCCAUUGCCCUCUUCGCACUCAGCGGGGCCGUGGUGGUGGCCGGAAGCCUGCUGACGCCCCCACCCCCAGGGGCUCAGAUCCAGAACCUUACCUGGUGGACUCUAGGGAGGGACCUGCCCCCAGGAGCCAAAACAGCUGGCAGCCGGAAACAGGCUUUCUGGGCCCGGGUCUGUGGCCUCAACGCCAUCCUCCUCAUGUGCGUCAACAUCUUCUUCUACGCCUACUUCGCCUGAGGUGGCCGGGCCUGAGGCCGCCCCUUUCCCUAAUGAGGACACCAGCCCUGAGGCUGCCCGGCCAGCAAGGCGGGAGCCUGAAAAAUUCGGGAGGGAAUGGGAAUGGGUGAAAAGAAUGUGACACUUCAAAAGUGGCCCUCAUAUAACGGGCAAUAAAAGGCGAUUGCAGAGGA
Molecule: messenger RNA, 1832 nt
Organism: Myotis davidii
Lineage: Eukaryota; Metazoa; Chordata; Mammalia; Chiroptera; Vespertilionidae
Gene: SLC5A10
Product: solute carrier family 5 (sodium/sugar cotransporter), member 10
Exons: 15
Coding region: 67-1659 (530 amino acids)
Biological process (GO): transmembrane transport
Cellular component (GO): plasma membrane
Molecular function (GO): D-glucose:sodium symporter activity
Source: RefSeq, a predicted model, not a curated record